Messenger RNA from Volvox carteri f. nagariensis, 2071 nucleotides. RefSeq lists its product as uncharacterized. Gene Ontology annotation, biological process: UDP-alpha-D-glucose metabolic process; glycogen metabolic process. Gene Ontology annotation, molecular function: UTP:glucose-1-phosphate uridylyltransferase activity. The record is from RefSeq and is a predicted model, not a curated record. Bases 129 to 1568 code for a protein of 479 amino acids. Gene Ontology annotation, cellular component: cytoplasm. The transcript has 13 exons. Lineage: Eukaryota; Viridiplantae; Chlorophyta; Chlorophyceae; Chlamydomonadales; Volvocaceae.
CCCAACACAACAGCGAAGUCUCCGGGCAACAGAACUCCGAUCAGUUCGUUGUAAACUCACUUCCAGUACUAACGCUGGCCCUGUAGAUAAACCUGUCCACGUAAGAGGCAGAAGAUUGGUUCUGAGGAAUGGCGAACCACUUCGAAGAGUUCAAGGCCAAGAUGGAGGCAGCGGGCCUCAGCGCGGCUGCCAUUGCGGCCUUUAAAAAGAAUUAUGACCAACUGGUGGCCGGUGUGACAGGCAUGGUGCCUGAAGAUGAGAUUGACAGCGCUACCGGUCUGCCCUCACUGCUCGACCUUCCAAGCGUGUCACCUUCGGAGGCCAAGACUUUGCUGUCCCAGACUGCCGUACUGAAGCUGAAUGGCGGUUUGGGCACCAGCAUGGGCCUGGAGAAGGCCAAGUCGCUGCUGGUGGUGAAGGACGGAAAGACCUUUCUGGACCUCAUCGCCGAGCAGGUCAAGCACAUGCGCAAGUCGUACGGCUCUGACGUCAUCUUCACCCUCAUGAACAGCUUCUCCACCAGCGCCGACACGCGAGCCUUCCUGAGCGAGAAACACCCGGACCUGCUGCUGGAGCCGUUUAUCGAGCUGAUGCAGAACAUGUCCCCCAAGGUGGAUGCCGCCACCAACAAACCCGCCACCUACCCCCCACAUCCCGACAAUGAGUGGUGCCCCCCUGGCCACGGCGACAUCUACCCCUCCCUACUUGGGUCCGGCAUGUUGGACAAACUGAUCGACAAGGGCAUCAAGUACCUGUUCGUUUCCAACUCCGACAACCUUGGAGCCACUUUGGAUCUGGAUCUCCUCAACUACUUCGCCACGUCCAAAAACGCCUUUCUGAUGGAGGUCUGUGAGCGCACCGCCGCCGACAAGAAGGGCGGUCACCUAUGUGUCCGCCGUACAGAUGGCAGGUUGAUGCUGCGGGAGAGCGCCAUGUGCCCGGACGCGGACAAGAAGUCCUUUGAAGACAUUGCGAAACAUAGGUAUUUCAACACCAACAACUUGUGGGUAUCCCUGGAGCAGCUGAAGGCCACCCUGGAGCGGUCCGGAGGGGCUCUGGACCUGCCGCUCAUCAAGAACAAGAAGACGGUCAACCCGCGGGACGGGAAGUCGGCCGCCGUGUUCCAGUUGGAGACGGCCAUGGGGUCCGCCAUCGAGUGCUUCGAUAGCGCAGGUGCCAUCGUGGUUCCCCGCUCUCGUUUCGCUCCCGUCAAGACCUGCUCGGACUUGUUCGUACUGCGCUCGGACGCGUACGUCAUCGCGGAAGACGCAACCGUGGCUGUUGCGCCCUCCCUGCUGCAGUCGGGGGGUGCCGUACCACUCGUUAAAUUGGACGAUGCGUACUACAAGUUGGUAGAUCAACUAGAGGCGCUGGCUUCCGACGUGCCCAGCCUCAUCGCGGCCAAGUCCGUAACCGUCAAAGGCCCCGUCAAGUUCUCGCCGGGUAUCGUCCUGAGCGGCGAUGUGAGUCUGGAGGCUGAGGGCGGCUCCCCCUCCCCCGCGCUGCUACCGCCCGGGGAGUACUCGGGAGACGUCAAGGUCGGACUCAGCGCAGUGGCACCCGCCUAGGCGGGGAGGGGGGUGUUCGGGAGGGGAGGGGAGAGGAGGGGGGAUAGCGGCGUACCAGUUGGCGCGGGUGUGAAUGAUAGCGGUUUGUGGUUGGCGGUUGACGCUUGUACUUGUGGUUGUGUGUGUAUGUGUAUUUUAACGUGUGUGUAUUGAACGUGUGUGUAUUGAACGUGUGUGUAUUGAACGUGUGGGUAUCCCGGGUGUUGUGCUCCCGGAGAUGAAUGCACAGCGCCGGCAGCAGCAUGGUCAUGUGCUCAAAACCCACAACGGGGGGGCCGGUCCAUAAACCUCACAGCUCCGAGAGCAUAUUCUGUGUAGUGUGGAUAGGUACAUGAGUUGCCUGCAUAAACUGUGUAUUACUGUUUAGUAUGCGUUCACGCGAGUUAUAAAUAUAUGUAUAUGGAGGAGUCACUGUGCAUAAUCGAGUAUUACGAGAGUACAUGUGUGUAUGGUUCAUUUAUGGUUAGUUUGUGAGUUUAUUAAUUAAAAAAGCUUGGAUCGUA